Molecule: messenger RNA, 1254 nt
Organism: Oldenlandia corymbosa var. corymbosa
Lineage: Eukaryota; Viridiplantae; Streptophyta; Magnoliopsida; Gentianales; Rubiaceae
Source: the annotation of a GenBank genome assembly
AUGGUUAUGGUGGGUAGUACUGCGUCAUCAACCACGCAAGCCCUCUCUUCUCCUCCUUCUUCAUGGAUGAGUCUCCCCCCUGAGUCGGCGGCUGCCGCCACGACGACGGCGAUGACGAAUAGAAACCGCGAGUUUGAUAAAAUGCCUAAAGAAGAAGACCGGGCUCGGGCCGAGGCGGCACCGGUUUCUGUUUCGGAUGUUCAAUUGAGCUACGGUGAAAGAGCGGUAUCUGCCGCCGGCGCGGCCGUCAUCUCCGCAAUUCUCGUGAAUCCCCUUGAUGUUGCUAAGACUAGAUUGCAAGCGCAGGCUGCCGGUGGGCCUCACAGUACCCUCUACACUCCCAAAUAUAUUGAAACACCUAGUGUGCUCCCAGAUAUAAAGCAUAAUCCAUCAUCUACUCGUGUGUCCAUGGGUGGUUCCCUAACAAACUCUCCUGAUGGUUUCCGUUAUAAAAGCACAGCAGAUGUCUUGUACAAAGUUAUACGUCAGGAAGGUUUUAGUCGAUUGUGGAGAGGCACAAGUGCAAGCUUAGCAUUAGCAGUUCCUCAAGUGGGAAUAUAUAUGCCUCUAUAUGAUAUUUUUCUCAAUUUUCUGGAAGAACGAGCAACAGAGCACUUUCCUGUUUCUUCUCCAUAUGUUCCGCUAAUUGCAGGGUCCUUGGCACGGACAAUAGCUUGCAUCACUUGUUACCCUGUUGAUCUAGCUAGAACACGUAUGCAGGCAUUUAAGGUCCAUCAAUCAGGUACAAGGCCUCCAGGAGUGUUGAAGACAUUGGUCGGGGUAAUUUCUUCUGUUAAGAGUCCGGGCAACAAUUCAUCACUGCAAAAUUAUCGGUUCUUGUGGACUGGAUUGGGUGCACAGCUUGCUCGUGAUGUCCCUUUCUCUGCUAUCUGCUGGUCCACUCUUGAACCAAUUAGGAGGAGAAUUUUAGCCCUUACCAGUGAUGAACCGAGUGCUGGUGUAGUCCUCGGGGCAAACUUCUGUGCCGGAUUCGCUGCAGGAAGUCUUGCAGCUGCAGCAACAUGUCCCUUAGAUGUGGCAAGAACGAGGCGACAGAUAGAGAAUGACCCUGCAAGAGCAUUGAGGAUGACGACUAGACAAACAUUGCAUGAGAUAUUGAGGGAUGGCGGAAUGAAGGGUCUUUUUACCGGAGUUGGUCCGCGAGUAGGCCGGGCUGGACCAUCAGUUGGGAUAGUUGUUUCCUUCUAUGAAGUUGUCAAGUACGCAUUGCAGCAGAGACAUUUGACAGAGUGA